AUGAUAACAACCAAAGCAAUAGGCUACAGCCUCUUCCUCGUCUACUUAGCCUUAGCUUUGAUCUCUUCAUCGUCGGCUGAUGAAGCUUCAAUAUUCACCGUGAAGUUGAUCAACUUCCUUGAACCAGGCUCUUCUCCGGUCACAAUACACUGCACCUCGCCGCCCAAAAGAGAUACUUUUACGUCGGUAUUAAAUCGUGGUGAAGGUUUUCCAUUUCAGUUUGACACAACACAACAAGUUCAAUGGAGUUGUGAUAUCUCAUCAGGAGGCAAAAAGGGUAGUUUCCUCAUCUUUGAUGUCAAUAGAGACAGAGGAAGAUGCAAACUCGAUGGACUAUGUCUCUGGAGAAUUUAUCGUGACGGUCUCUUCCUAUACAACGCACCUCUUAAUAAAUUCGAGAAGCAAUUCUCAUGGUGAUACACCAAAUUACAACAUGCUUUGUAUUGUUUGCGUCAUAUAAUAUAAUAAGAUU
Eutrema salsugineum is the source of this 472-nucleotide messenger RNA. RefSeq lists its product as uncharacterized. Bases 1 to 417 code for a protein of 138 amino acids. The transcript has a single exon. Lineage: Eukaryota; Viridiplantae; Streptophyta; Magnoliopsida; Brassicales; Brassicaceae. The record is from RefSeq and is a predicted model, not a curated record.